Messenger RNA from Dermacentor andersoni, 2010 nucleotides. RefSeq lists its product as uncharacterized. Gene Ontology annotation, molecular function: Toll binding; growth factor activity. The record is from RefSeq and is a predicted model, not a curated record. Gene Ontology annotation, cellular component: extracellular region. Lineage: Eukaryota; Metazoa; Arthropoda; Arachnida; Ixodida; Ixodidae. Gene Ontology annotation, biological process: central nervous system formation; innate immune response.
CCUAUCCAGCGAUGCAGCCGCCCCCUGCCCUGCCGCUUCGUGUGGUGCGGCCGGCGUAUCCGGGAGCUGUGGGGCACCAGGCUAGCGUGCCGGCGCCACCGGCAAACAACGCUGUCCACGAGUCGGCGUACGCGCUACCGCGGCCGCCCAUGGGCCUGGGCACGGCCAACCUGCCCAGCCGCGUGAGCCGUCCCAAGCCGGAGGAGCCGCGCUGCGACCGCUUCUCCGAAGACAUCUGCCUCGACGACUUCGAGUACCCGACGGCAGCCAUCCUGGACGCGAUCAGCCGGCAGCGAGCGCGCUUCGACACCAUGUACGCGGAGGUCCGCGAUCGGAGCCCCCAGGUGGACGGCGUGACGCGCAAGCAGGAAGAACGCUACACGCAGCGCCACUACUUUGGCGCCGCCGAACGCGACAGCCGUCCACGGGACUACGCGCCCGAGGGCGGGUUCCUCUGCCCGUCGGAGAUCCUGUACGAGCGGCCGCGCCGGGCCCGCAACCACCUAGGCGUCUGGAAGGUCAUCGUCAACAUUGGCGAGUACCGCCAGACCAUGCGCCUGGAGAAGUGCCUGAGACCGAAUCAGCCAUGCUCGUACGUCCUCGAGAAAUACCAGAGCUCGUGCAGCCAAGUGUACAGCUACCAGCGGCUACUCACCUUCGAGAAAGGCAAAGGGCUGCACAUCGACAUCUUCCGCGUCCCGUCAGGCUGCUCCUGCCACGUGAAGGGCUUCAGCCCCUACCAACGCCACGAUGAGCCGGUCGCACCGAUACGGCAACAGCCGCCGUUCGAGUAUGACCGCACCACGUACACCAGUGCAACUAGCCUGGCCGCUGCCAAAGAGCCCAGUAAUGGAAGCGGGAAAGGGAACAACACGCUCUGGAUAAUCUUGGGCAAUGGAAAAGAUCUCGAUCCGGAAACCAAGGAGCGGCUCGUACAACAGCUCAGGCAGUACCCGCAGCUUGCCGAGCAGUUGCCGCAGGGAGAGAACGUCCGAGAGCUGGUGAACGAGGCGGACGAGUACCAGAGGCCGUACACGAGGACCGAGCCAACCCGGGUCCCCGGCUACGGGGUCCACCACUACGGCAGCACCCACAAGACGCGAGGGGAGAGACCGCAGCUGCUGAAUGCCGGCGCCGUGCCGCCUCGCUGGGCGCAGGGCCCCGUGGCGAACGAGCCCUUCAAGUACGUGCAGCCCAACCGCAUACGGAGGCCCCCGCCUCCUCCACAGCCGCCCAGUGACUACGAGGCUGAGGAGGGCCUCCCGCCCGGCGCCAGGCCGCGCUACUAUCAGAAGCCCUUUAAGGCGUCUGAGGAGGACGCACUGUUUACGAGGUACCACGAACCGGCGCGGGAGCGGCACCCGCACGUCGGCCAGGCGUCGCAAGGCUCGGCGGACGUGCGGCUGGCCCACGGGCAGAGCGCGGCGCCGCGGGGCGACGUGCUGCUCGUGGAGCCGGUGCGCCAGAGGCCGUACGGCAAGCGCUUCCAAGUGGUCACCACCACCGAGCCGUCUACGACCAGGGACGUGGCGAAGAAGAUCAACUUCUCCUAUCACCCCAUCAUCGACUACAUCACCAGAUAGCCGCCGCGCGGAGCAAUCUCGUUCAUCCGUUUCGACGUCAUGCUUGCCCUUUUGUUGCCCCCACUUUCUUUUCGCUCACACGAAAGUGGCUGAUCGAUGCGGUAACCGUAGUCAAGGUGUACGCCCUCGUGCGCGGGACACCAUGGGAUGCACCCGCCGUAUACCAUCCAGUGCUUCAAGGCCGGACUCGACACCCGCAGCAUCAUAGCCGCACGGUUUAUAUCACCUGGCGCCCCGUGAUUGCUUUUUUUUUUGUCGAGCUUACAUUAAUUGUGCGAGCGAAAUGCAAAAUAACGUCCCGUAAAACUUCGACACUUAAUGGCCUAAAAAAGAUCAAUGGCGGUACAAUGGUCAAACGCUGUUCGGUGAUGGAACACUGAACUAAAGUAACACUCAACCACGGAGUUCCCACAAGGGCGUCCAGUUA